GCACGUUAAAGUAAUCAUGUUCUUUUUAUCGGUACAUAGUUUAAACAUUUUGAACUUUAAAACUAGGCCAUGUAAAUCACAUCUCGUGUAUCAAAUUAUAACAUUACUUGAGCAAGUUAAACUUCCACUGAAUGCAAACUAUAACUCAUUCAGAAUAUCUCCAACAUUUCUUUCGACAUUUGUUAUCAUAUUUGGGUACGUUAAGAAAUAAUGAAAUUACUUGAGGGUACUUUCUAUUAUAAAUUGAAUAAAAAGAUUUAACUUUUGACUUAAAACAUUUCACUUUAAACUUUUACUCUACAAUUUAAUGAUUCGUCAAUGUCGUAAAUACGACAACAAACUUGAUUUAAGAAAUUGAACACAAAAACAAAACGCGAGGCGCAUUAUAGUAUUUCACCAACGUAAUAACCCUUACACUAUUCAAAGGUUAUAGCAGGUGGGCAGUAACAGGGACUUUAUCCCACUUCUGAUGUAGAAAGGGUAAUUGUGUAUAGUACAGAGACUAAUUUUGUAGUUAGGAAUAAUAAUUAAUUCGUUUACUCGAAUUAACUAUCCAACGAGUUAAGGAUAAACUAGUAACGGAAUACGACAAGCGUACCGUUCCACGUCAGAGUCAAGACUGUCUUAACGGCGGCCGCUCCGUCCGUUUUAUACAAGCAGGACGGGUGGCAACGCAGGUGCAAUGCCGCAGGUGUGCGGUACACGUGUCGUUUACAAGAAUUCUGUCUAGCUAGACCGACGCCACCGCACCUACAACGGUGCAGGUGCCGUCAUAUAUAUAUAUAUACCUAGUCAGGUCAUAAAUUCUGUCAUAUGUUUAAUAUAAAAUAAUUGAAACAAGUUUAUUCAUUAUGUAACCAUUUAUAUACCAAAAUGAACUUAACAAAACAUAGAUUCUUAUGACACUAAAGUUUAUUCAAAAUGACCUCCGUGAUUUUGAAUACAGGCCUUCAAUCUGCGCGGCCAGUCGUCUAUCGCAGCACGAACGAGGUCCAUGUCAAUAUCGGCGGCUGCCUUAAUCAAGGAUGUCUUGAGUGACUCCAAAUUGGGAUGAGGCUUUGAGCACGCCUUUUCCUCCAAGGCUUGCCAUAUCUUGUAAUCUAACGGAUUCAAAUCUGGACUGGAGGAGGGCCAGUCUUCGUGCCGGAUGAAGUCGAUUUCACGCGCCGCCAGCCAGUCUUGUGUGCUCGUCGCUCUAUGAGCUGGCGCCGAAUCUCGUUGGAAUACCCAGUGCCUGUUAUUGAACAUGGUAUGAGAAACAGGUUCCACAAGGUUCGUCAGGACUGUAUUUUGAUACACAACUGCAUUCGUUUUUACACCUUUCUCACAAAAAUGUACCUCUGCUAAGCCCCAAUAAGAAACUCCCAACCAUACCAUGAGCGAGGAUGGAAAAUGACCUCGUUGGACACGCGGAAUACGGUUGCUCGCUUCUUCACUACUGUGUGCGUACACCUUAUCAUUUUGUUUGUUGUAGCUCUCUUCUACGGUAAAAAUUUUUUCAUCCGAAAAAAGAAUUUCCCGAUAUUUUUUUCCCGCGUACCACUUCAACAAAGCGCGGCAUCUCUUCAGUCUCCGGUCCAUUAGACGAGCAUUCAAACGAUGUCCUGUUUUUCUUCGAUAUGCCCGAAGUCCUAAGUCUUCAUUUAACACCCUUUUCACGAUGGUUCUGCUUAACCCCAUCUGAAGGGCCAAAAGUUUCUGCUUACGUUUAGGAUUUCUUUGAAUUCGCGCCUUCACAGCUUUUAUCACUGCUGGGGUCCUAACAGACCAAGGGCGACCACUUCUUGACCUGUCAUCUACACUAGAGUCUUCAUUGUAUGGUUUGAUGGUACGAUAAACGAAUCUUUUGGUUAUAAACAAUAUUUUCAGUAUGUCAAUGUAUUUGAAUUGGCGCGUAAACGCAACGAUGCAACGCAAUAACUGCAACACGGUCUUCUUUAAGCGUCCACUCCAUAUUUAAAAAUGAGUAAAAUUCUAAAAAGUAUACAGUUUUAUUUUCAUGAACAAUUCGAAAUUCGAAUUCAAUAAACUUUUUUGGGGCCAGCAUUCUAAAAGAAAAGUUUUUACUGUGAGACAAUACUUAUGACCUGACUAGGUAUAAAUAAAAGGUUGCCGACCCUGUGAUAGUGGAUAUUCUUACACUGUCACUGCACAAUCCACUUUUCUAUGCUGCUUCCCAUUGCCAUAUGGGCGAAUGUUUCUAGUGCAAAGUUAAGUUUGUCCUUCAAUCCAACUUACUUUUAUUAGAGCAAUAGUACUUAUUUUUACAAAAACAAUUAUCAAACUGUUUAUACUGUUAUAUAUUACCCUAUUGUAUAUAAACAAAUAUCAAUAAACAAAGAUAAAUCUUUGUCAAUUUACAGCUUUCGUGAAUCUGAAUCCAAAAGUUGUUGAGACUCGAUUCUCGGGAUAGAUGAACUAUGUACAUUCUUAUUUAAGUUUACGCUGAAUCCUCACUUUUGUCCGGUGUUUAUUAUUCUUUGAAGUUGUUGUCAGGAAGAUGCUGCCCCCCGAUCUCCUGUUUCAGUUUCCCUCUGCCCCUUUUUACGACAUCUGCGGGAUGGCAGGCGGUAGUAUGGGUUCUCCUACUCCACCACUAUAUUGGCUUUUUCUCUUAUUUGAAAAAAUUAUUUCCUUUCAGUCAAUACCAAAACCGCAUAAGGUUAGAGAUGAGAUUAAAUUCACACCAAUUUAUCAUAUAGAUAUCUGGCCUGUAGAGUGUGAUAUAGACAAUGAUUGCAAGGACGAAAUUUUUUGCCUUGAUGUCGUUAAAGUUGAGGAAGAGAUUUUCGAAUAUGAGAAUUCCAAAUUGGAAGAAAAUGAGAAUCAUGAAACAGAACCAUACAUCACACCGACAAAUCAUUUUUCAAAAGCGUCUGAGAGCAACAUUAAAUCAAAUUCUACUGAUUGUAACAUAAACGAUGUUCGUAAAGGAAACCUCGAUUUAGAAAGCCCUACUAUUAAAUUAAAGCCUAAAGUGAAAAAAGAUAAUCAACCAAUUAAUAAAAAAGGAAAGCAUCCUGCAAAUAUUAUGAGAAAGAAAAUAUUGAAACAAAAAAGUGUAAAUAUACUUACGAAAAAAACGUCAGGGGCAUCAACAAAAUACAUUUUUGAAUGUGAUGGUUGUAGCAAAAAAUUUUCAACAAAAGACAUUCUCGCCAAACACAUUUCAUACAGUCAUAAGACGCAAAAGAACUCAGUCACCACUGCAGUUCUGACACAAGUUGAACAAACUCCAGUACCACAACUAACGGAAAUAUUUAAUUGUGAUAUUUGCGAAUUUAAAACAUCUCAAAAAGGUCGCAUUUUGGCACAUCUUAAAGCGCACGUCGCUGAACAAGUGUACUGUUGUAAUGAUUGUGAUUAUAAAUGUAUUAGAAAAGAUCAUUUGCAGAGACAUAUGAAAAUACAUACUGGAGAAAAACCUUUUUCAUGUAAUAUCUGUGAAUAUAAAUGUAUAGAAAAAAGUUAUUUGCAAAAGCAUAUGAAAAUACAUACUGGAGAAAAACCUUUUUCAUGUAAUAUCUGUGAAUAUAAAUGUAUUAAAAAAAGUGAUUUGCAAAGGCAUGUGAAAAUACAUACUGGAGAAAAACCUUUUUCGUGUCAUAUCUGUAAAUAUGAAUGUAUUCAAAAAAAUAAUUUGCAAAAGCAUAUGAAAAUACAUACUGGAGAAAAACCUUUUUCAUGUAAUAUCUGUGAAUAUGAAUGUAUUCGAAAAAGUAGUUUGCAAACACAUAUGAAAAUACAUACUGGAGAAAAACCUUUUUCGUGUCAUAUCUGUAAAUAUGAAUGUAUUCAAAAAAGUCAUUUGCAAAAGCAUAUGAAAAUACAUACUGGAGAAAAACCUUUUUCAUGUAAUAUCUGUGAAUAUAAAUGUAUUCAAAAAAGUAAUUUGCAAAGGCAUAUGAAAAUACAUACUGGAGAAAAACCUUUUUCGUGUCAUAUCUGUAAAUAUCAAUGCAUUCGAAAAAGUAAUUUGCAAACACAUAUGAAAAUACAUACUGGAGAAAAACCUUUUUCAUGUAAUAUCUGUAGAUAUCAAUUUAUUCGUAAAAGUCAUUUGCAAAGGCAUAUGAAAACACACACUUGAGCAGAACCUUUUUUGUGAGAGAUCUGGUAAAAUAUGUGCAAUAUCAUGUAAACGUGUUUUAUAUAAAUAUAAAAGUAUACUAGAUAAAAGUCCAUUUGUCAUGAGUUCCUUAUGUAGCUGUAGAACGAGUAGAAAAACCUUUCCGUGUCAUAUGUGCUAUUGGAAACUGCAUUUAUUCUGAAGAAGCUAAUUCAAAAACCAAUGAAACAACCAAGUGAAAUCGAACCUUGAAAUAUGUACCGAGUGGUUAGUGGAAACAGACCAGCAGUGCUAUUCUCUAAAAUACAAAUUCGAUUUCGAGAUUCACUCAGACGAUGUAGCUCACUUCGAAAGCGAACGCGCUUGACCUUGAUUUGGUAUUCUGUAAGCAUGUGCUACGCACAUGCGAAGUGAAGUGAGGUUCGAAUCGAAGACCGCUUAGCUAGGGAUGGACUCAUUAACAAUAUUCAGUCGAUAUUAGUUGUCUAUCCCUUUUUUUAGUAAUAAACGAAAAUUUUCUUAUGUAAUUUUAUAUUUAAUUAACUGAUAUUCAAUAUAAGUACAUUCUUUAUAUGUUAUUAUAUUUUAAUGCCCAAAAUAACGGCACUUUUAAUAACUUGGCUCUAUAGUGCAGUGUCUUUGCCGCAGUUACUUGAGAACUUUAUGACAUAAACAAAGUUUGUUUACAAGCGCUACGCUGGCUGAGUGACAGUGCGAAGCAAAGAAUACAAUGUUAUAUAGGGAAGUGCGAAGUAAAAAUAUUUUGCGACAAUUUUAUAAAUUAUACUGUUCAUUUUAAAAAUAAACAUGAACCCGACAGAAAGAGCGUCACUUCCAUCUCGGGAUCAAAUUUUAACUCUUUUGGACCUUUUACAAAAAAAAUCCAAGUUUGGCAAAAGGAUUUUCAAGAGUACCUAGUGCAAGAGAUGCCACACGGAAAAUGUGGGAGAAAAUCGCCCUAAAAUUAAAUAGCUUGGGAGGCUGUGUUAAAACUUCGAAGCAAUGGAUGAAGUAUUGGGCCGAUAAAAAAAGUGCUGUAAAGAAAAAGGGGGCUUUACGGUUUCGUACAAAAAAUAAGACUGGUGGUGGAGCAGAGGUUGUGGAAUUGUCAGGCGUAGAGGAAAGGAUUUUGACCUUACUGGGUGGUGAAAGUUUUGCCAUAGGUGACAGGCACUUAGAAAUUAACCCUUUUGAAGAUACACAUGCUAGCUUAGAUCCCCCCACUGAUAAUAGCAGUCCAUCAUUGCUGACCAACCAAUUAUUUGUGGGUUUGGAUGCAACCCCACCAAACACAAUGGAACAAGAUUCUAUAACAAAUAUAGUAUUGGCAGAAGAUGUUAUCAAUAUUCCUACAAUAGAGACACCACAGCAACCCAGACUUGAAUGUGUUCCUGGGACAUCGCAUUUGUCUACAAGGCCAAGUGUUGUGCGCAUAGUGACUCAAAGCCCCAUGCCAAGAGCACAGACUGUGCCCAGCACUCCUCCAAGAGUUGGUUCACCAGUAUGUCCGAUGCCUACAACACCUUCUGGAUCAGGCAGACACCCACAGCGAGGUAUAAUCAGCAGCUGGCUCGAUCCAUAACGCCAAUCCAUUCUCACCCCAAUGCCACAACUUCAAGUUGUCGUGGCAGACGUCGCAGACCACUGUCACCACCAUCACAGCGACAGUCUCAUUUGACGGGUCUAGCCGAGCGGUUCCUACGAGUGGAAGAACAGCGGACUGAAAUACAACAGCAGAGCCUUGCAAUAUUGCAAUCUUAUCUGGAUAAUCAAAUAGAAAGGGACAGAUCUACAGCUCAAGCAAUGCAAGUCAUUGGGGAUGGGUUGAAGUUGUUGGCAGAGAUAUU
Molecule: messenger RNA, 5916 nt
Organism: Parnassius mnemosyne (clouded apollo)
Lineage: Eukaryota; Metazoa; Arthropoda; Insecta; Lepidoptera; Papilionidae
Source: the annotation of a GenBank genome assembly